Trichomonas vaginalis G3 is the source of this 651-nucleotide messenger RNA. RefSeq lists its product as uncharacterized. Lineage: Eukaryota; Parabasalia; Trichomonadida; Trichomonadidae. The coding region runs from base 1 to 651 and encodes 216 amino acids. The transcript has a single exon. The record is from RefSeq and is a predicted model, not a curated record.
AUGGAUGAACCUAUUGUUCCAUUUGGAACAUUUGGUGCUACAGUUACCAAAAGCAAUCCGACUCCAAUGUUUCAAUUUAACCUGGGAAAAAUCGAAGUCCCUUCAUAUGUUAACGAAUACAAAAAUAUAUCAUUUCGAAAUAUAAGUGGUGUUGAUGAACAUGGUUUUACACCUAGACAUUAUGUAUUAUUAGGUGGACCAAAUAGUGUUUAUAUAGCUUAUACUGUAAGUAAUCCAAAUUUUCAAGAUGUUGGUGGCUUCCACAAUUUUCCAGCUUCCCAUUAUGUCGCUUCUCAAAAUAAAGACAAAGACUUACUAAGAGGCAUGAUCAAUUCAAAUCCUUAUAAACUCGAUGAAUUUAACCGAAGUUACGUUUUUUAUCUUAUAUACAAUCCAAACGAAGAUGUUAUUGACAAAUUUUUGCAAUUUGCUCAUAAUCUGAGAUUAAUCAAAGAUCCAUUUGGUCAAUUAGAUAGAUUUGGCCUUACUUUUAUUCACUUUUGGUUCUUAGUUGGCAAGAAAGAAAGAGUUAAGCGUUACCUUACGACAAUAAAAUAUAUUACAGAUAUGUUUCAUUCAUUAACAAAUGACAUAACAAUUACACAAGUACCUACGUACCCGAUUUCCAAAUUCUUGCCUGAAGAACCAUAA